AUGAAUAGAAUUUUUAACAAUAAAGCUGUACAUCAAUUUUCCCAGGGUUUGUCGAAGAGAACUUACUCUACGCUGCGUUCCGCUAGCACAAAGUCCGGAGCUGGCAUUUACUUAGGUGGAGCUGCUGCAUUGGUUUCAGCAAUUGCCUGGACAUCCAUAGAUACGAUUGACAAUGAGGUAGAUAAAAAAAAGAUUCAGGAGGGUAAAAAUAUAGCUGAAAAUACUGGAAGCAACCAGAAAGAAGACGAGGCAAAGAAGGAAGCGGUGGGGAGAGGAAAUGUCAAAACUAAAAUUCCCGCAGAAUCAAGUACACCAACUACACAGUCCGAGGCUGCGGCCAACGACGAAGCAGAACAAACGAAGGAGAGCUUGUCAGGAAGUAAAGAUGAGAAGCUGCAAAAGGGCUCUGAUGAAUCCGAAAUCAAAUGGGGCAACAAGUUUUUGAAGCCAAUAUCUAGUGGGGCAUGUGGGGGAGAAUUCAAGGAUGCAUUUUCGGUACUUUUCUCAAGUUCAGACUUAAAGAGCUCUGAUACCUUCAAGAAGCUUGAUGCAUUGAGACGUUGUUUGAAGGAACACCCCGAGAUUUCGAACGAUUGA
Molecule: messenger RNA, 597 nt
Organism: Debaryomyces hansenii CBS767
Lineage: Eukaryota; Fungi; Ascomycota; Pichiomycetes; Serinales; Debaryomycetaceae
Product: DEHA2A01430p
Exons: 1
Coding region: 1-597 (198 amino acids)
Source: RefSeq, a predicted model, not a curated record